Erigeron canadensis is the source of this 991-nucleotide messenger RNA. RefSeq names its product F-box protein SKIP5. NCBI's taxonomy places the organism in Eukaryota, Viridiplantae, Streptophyta, Magnoliopsida, Asterales, Asteraceae. The record is from RefSeq and is a predicted model, not a curated record. Bases 42 to 800 code for a protein of 252 amino acids. The transcript has 6 exons. Gene Ontology annotation, molecular function: protein binding.
CUGUUGAUGCUUGUUUCACGUUAGAUUAGAUUAGAUUAGAUAUGAAGUACGAAAAAAAACAAAAUUACAGCAGCCGAUAUUCCUCAACAACUCAAUCUUAUGUAAAUAAUCUUGAUGAUGGUUGUUUAAUGCAUAUCUUCAGUUUCUUAUCUCCAAUUCCCGAUCGGUAUAACACAGCCCUCGUUUGCCACAGAUGGCUUUUCUUGGCGUGUCACCCUCGCCUAUGGUUGCGAGUUGAUCGCACCGUCAAAGCUUUAGCAGAAUCUGGUGUCUUUCCAAGUAUUGAAGAAGCUGUUGUUGCUGCAAGGCCAGGGGACACCAUAUUGAUUGGAGCAGGAGGGUUCCAUUUUGCUUCCAAUAUUCAAAUCAAUAAACAACUGUGCUUGAUUGGAGGAGGCGAUGUGCCUGAUGAUACAACACUUGUAUGUUCCCAAGGCUCAGACAGUGCCCUGGAGUUUCUUUCAACUUGCAAGUUAGCAAACCUAACAGUAAAGGCAGAGUUGGGAUGCUGCUUACUCCAUAGAAGUGGUAGACUGAUCAUCGAAGACUGUAAUCUGCAAUGUGAGUCCAAUCCCUUAGACUAUCUUUCCUAUGCUAUUAUCACCACUGCCGGUGCAUGUGAGGCAUUGCCACCAUCCACAGCAAAGAGAAAUGGCAAUAGUGUGUCGGUUUCUCAAACCAGAAUCGCAGGAGGGGCAAAAGCAGUUUUGACUAGUGGAACACUCGCACUGCAGCGAGUGCGUGUCAUAUAUGCACGCACUUCUCUGUUAUUCUGGUUUGACGUUGUUCAUCAGUUAUAGUUAUACGCACUUUGCUUACCUCUGUUGUAUAAUAUUCGUCAGGUAGAUCACCUUUUUUAUGGGAUAAGUGUUGUCGAGGAUGUUUAUAUUGUUCAUUUGUAUUAUUGUUGGUUGUCGGAUUGUUGCACAUUCUAACUGCUUCAAAAUAUCAAUGGCUCGUGUGAUUAUAAAUUUAAUUCCAUAUUCUUAUC